CAUUCGCCUGGGAUCCUUUUCUAUCGGAUGCAGAUGUUGUCGACAAGGUGACAACCGAUAAGCCUACACUUAACGGUGGUGACAGCGACGUUGCUCCUCAUGGUGCCGGAAGUGAGUCGUCACUCACUGGUGAUCAAAAUAAUCUGGCUAAUGUCUCUGAUGAUAAAGAAGGUCUUGAUCCCAGAUCGAACUUAUCAAAGACUGAAGCUUCUGAUAAUAAACCAGAUUUACAUGUGGAGUCUCCAGAAAAACUUGAAAUCCAGUCUCCCCCCGUCCCGACUUCAACUCCUCUGGCUACAGAGAAUUUAUCAAAAGAGAUGCCUUCAGCGGAACCAGAAUCUGUGACUCUGGCUAUGGCUACCCUCGCAGCAGCCACAGAAA
Messenger RNA from Protopolystoma xenopodis, 381 nucleotides. The record is from the annotation of a GenBank genome assembly. Lineage: Eukaryota; Metazoa; Platyhelminthes; Monogenea; Polystomatidea; Polystomatidae.